GUGUGAAAAUCCACACUGAGGCUGGUGGGAUGCUCUCUUCCCAAAGAGGAAGCUUCUUGCACCACAUGUGACUCCCCUCUGUAGACAGUGGGGCUGUCUCACUUCCGUGUGAGUGCCUCGCCUGUGCACACACCUUUCCUGAGCGGCUCACACCGAGUCCUGCCCGGGGACUUGAUGCCAGCAUGGCCCUGCCAGCGCUGGCCCUGACAUUCUUCCCGGCCCUUGCUUCUCUGCUGCUGGCAUGGGGACAGAUGCACUACAUUCCUGUGACUCCGUGGGUACACGAGGAAGCAGGAAAAUGUAAGAUUCCCUCCGACUGGGACCCCAAACUGCGGUUUACUCCAGAGAAGAGUGACUUUGCCUUGAAUGAAGUGGUGCAGCUCAGCUGUGAAGGGAAGAUUCCUGGGAAGUUUGCGCCAUCUGUCCCGCAGAUUCAAUGCAUUUCCAGAGGGGCCCAGAUCCUGUGGAAUGGGACUCCCACCUGCAAGGAAACAUGCCAAAGGCCUGCUUGGUGGGACCCCAGACUCCAGCUGGCACCAGCCCGUGACAGCUACACAGUGAAUGAAGAAGUGACUCUGAGCUGCAACGGUAGUUUCCAGCCGUCCUUCACCCAUGUCAAAUGUGCAAACGGGGUACAGCCACUGAAUUAUUCCACGUCCCUAAAGGAAGAUGUGUGGCUGGGGAGAAUCAGCAGUGGUGUGUGGAUUCAGGUUCAGGAGAACAUAGGGUGCAUUGAGAAAUGCCAGAAGCCCCAGUGGGACUCCAAGUUUUUCUUUAACCAAGAACAAGGGACCUUCAACCCAAAUGAAGUGGUGAAGAUACGGUGUCCUGAGGGGUACUGGCCUCCAUACAUGGAGAUCAAAUGUGUGGCAUUGAAGCCACAGGAAGGUUCCAUGAUUCCUCGCAGUGGCUGGAUAGCGAAGAGUGGCACGGACACCUGGCACCUUGUGGAAGAGACCUUGACCUGUGUGGAUGUCCUCCAGGUUUUCCAUGAGAACCUGGAGGUUUCCAGCACCAGCAUCAAACUGAACUGGAUCUGCAGAUUCCCUCGUAUGUGCCACCAUAUUCGGGCCAGGUGCCGGAUGGAGUACCAUUCCUCAAACUGUGAGGCUGAGGACGUGAAGGUAGAGGAGAAACUACUAGGCCAGAAGGGAACAUUCAUCUGCUCCCCUCUGCAGCCCUUCACGGUCUACAGCGUCAUCAUCUCCCUGCUGCCUAGCACAAUCCUGUACACAGACCUCAUCAUGACAAAGGAAAUGGUGCCAGACAAGCCAGAGAAUCUGAGGAUGGAUUCCAAAACGGGGACCAUCAGGUGGGAGGCACUGCCCUCCUGCAAAGGGGAGAUCACUGGAUACCAGCUGAACAUCACCACCGUGAGAGUAGAGGACGGCAGCUACCUUGAUUUCAGUCAGGUGUUGUUGAACCAUUCUGUCUCUGCAUAUGCGCCGCCUCAUCAGACAGCUGGCAGCAAAUACCUGGUGACAGUGCAGGGCCUGACGGCAGCUGGGGCUGGGGCUGCAUCACAACUGGAAUUUGAAGCCUACGUCCGGGUUUCAGGGCAGCCUCCGGGCCCUUGGCCUGGGUCAGCAGUCACUGUAGUGGUGGUGGUGGUGCUGUUGAUCCCCUUGUCUGCUGGGAUCAUCUGGUUCAUGCUGUUCAGAAAAAAGAAGGCCUUGCCCAGAAAUGCUGAGGAGGAUCAGUACACAGAUCUCCAGCCCUAUGAGAAUGUACACGGGGAUAAUUACUGCGUGAUCGAGAAUUUUCUUGAGAAGGAUGCAGGUAAGUGUGGCCAGGCUGGAGAGCCAUUUCCCCGCUCCCCGCUUGUUCAUGAGACUCAGCAGUGAGGAAGAAGAGCAGCUGGAGUGGACAUCUGAGGCACUUCCCUUCUCAAGACUUGGUCCUCCACCACCAGAAGCAUGACAAUGAGUUAUCCCAUGAGUUAUUGCUUCCCCCCAAAAUUUUCUUCUUCAUCAAGCUCCAGAGUCCUCUGCCACAGCACAGGAGCAGCUUUAGGCAUGGGAUGACCUCCUCAUGACAGCAAGGAUAUGUCCUGGUAGUUUUCGAGUGCUCUGGCAUAGCCAUCUCACCAGCAUCUUGGUGCCUGCAUAUAUUCCCUGAGAUUGGAGGAGCUCACAACUCCUCUUUCCAGGCUGUGUUCUUGUAUCCAUCUAUACCCUGUCCUCUGCUUGAGUUUGGCCUAGCUGUGCUGCCCUGGCCACUUUGCUGCUGUAUCUGGAAAAACCAAUAAAUUUUUGUCAUUUGCAGGGGCUGCCUGGCCCACAAAAGCUC
Molecule: messenger RNA, 2289 nt
Organism: Passer domesticus (house sparrow)
Lineage: Eukaryota; Metazoa; Chordata; Aves; Passeriformes; Passeridae
Exons: 11
Coding region: 183-1844 (553 amino acids)
Molecular function (GO): protein binding
Source: RefSeq, a predicted model, not a curated record